Lodderomyces jiufengensis is the source of this 219-nucleotide messenger RNA. RefSeq lists its product as uncharacterized. NCBI's taxonomy places the organism in Eukaryota, Fungi, Ascomycota, Pichiomycetes, Serinales, Debaryomycetaceae. The coding region runs from base 1 to 219 and encodes 72 amino acids. The record is from RefSeq and is a predicted model, not a curated record. The transcript has a single exon.
AUGGACGGACUUCUUAACAAAGCUAAAGAAUUAUCAAAAAAUGUCGAUCAAAAAGACUUGAAAGACGCUUAUGACACUUAUAACAAGACUGAUGGUUCAUUACAAGAUAAAGGAAAAGCCGUUUAUGAAAAUUACAAUAAAUCACAUUCAUCUUCAGAUGCAACAAAAACUGAUACUAAAACUGAUUCAAAAACUGAAACUGAAACUGAAUCAAAAUAA